AAAGUCGUGGUGCAAAGCGUCAGCGAGUUCAGUGAGCUGGUUCUGUGAGUGACCUUGAUCCCCUCGCGAGUUUCUGUGACAGUCCUGUUUGCAAGAAGCCGAACUCGUCAGUACUAAUCGAAUCAUCGUCCCAGAGAGUUACCGGAGCGGGUCUUCCGACACAACGUAGUAAAAAAACAGAGGAAAAGAUGAAGAUUCUUGGUGGCGUCCUACUCGUCGCGGCGUGCUUCGUCGCAUAUACACACAGCUUCCCCAGUGAACGAGAGUCAGAUGAAUCAAGCGAAUAUAUAUUAGACAAGAUGGGGAACAUUGACAUAUUCAGGACUCUACUCUGGAUGAUGAAGUCAGAAAUAGAUCGAUUUACGCCAUACUUCAACGGCCAAACAUUUAACACGAUGCAACGUUUUCCUCUGGAGAACCCGCUGAACUUGAAUUUCUCGAAAAAUGAUGCUAACUGGACGUCCGAAACCAAGGUUAUCAAUGGAAACAUAGUUACCACCAAUGAGACAAUCUACGCAGGGAAUAACAACUACAGCACCUUAGUUAUGCGCAUCCGUAUAAUUGAAGUGGAACCAGAGAACGACACGAACCCAGUCGCCGAAAACGAUGGAGGCUUCGAAGUGGUCACUCUGCCCACGGUUACCGAAUCUACUUCUGAAACGAACACUGCAACCACCAACAAAAAGAAGAACACUUCACCUACAAGAAGCGUGGAGACUGUCGAAGAGUUCGACAACGAGAUAUCGAAGGAUCAAAACCCUUUAACGGCUUGAGGCAGCUGAGAAAUAA
Molecule: messenger RNA, 789 nt
Organism: Eufriesea mexicana
Lineage: Eukaryota; Metazoa; Arthropoda; Insecta; Hymenoptera; Apidae
Product: icarapin-like
Exons: 4
Coding region: 189-773 (194 amino acids)
Source: RefSeq, a predicted model, not a curated record